AUGGUUACCGUUAUUGUCAUUAUCACCGUCACCGUUACUAUUACCAUUACGAUCACUAUCACCGUUAUUGUUAUCGUCACCGUCACUGUUAUUGUUACUGUCAUUGUCAUCGUUAUUGCUACCGUUAUCGUCACCAUAACCGUUACCGUGACCAUUACCAAGACAGUUACCAUUAUUGUUACUGUGAUUGUCACCAUUACCGUUAGCGUCACCAUUACUGUUACCGUCACCGUGACCAUCAUCAUAACCGUCACUGUUAUCGUCACCGUUAACGUCACUGUGACUGUCACCAUCGCCGUUAGCAUCACUAUUAUCGUCACCAUCACCGUCACCAUUACCCUGAUCGUGAUCGUUACCAUCAUUGUUACCAUCAUCGUUACGGUAACUGUUACUAUUACCUUUACCGUUAUCAUAACCAUUACUGUCACCCUUACCGUUACCAUCACCGUUAUCAUCACUGUUAUCGUCACCGUUAUCGUUACUGUAAUGAUCACCGUUACCGUGACUUUCAACUUAAUCGUCACUAUCACCGUUACCGUUACUAUUACUAUUACGAUCACUAUCACCGUUAUUGUUAUCGUCAUCGUCACUGUUAUUGUUACUGUCAUUGUCAUCGUUAUUGCUACCGUUAUCGUCACCAUAACCGUUACCGUGACCAUUACCAAGACAGUUACCAUUAUUGUUACUGUGAUUGUCACCAUUACCGUUAGCGUCACCAUUACUGUUACCGUCACCGUGACCAUCAUCAUGACCGUCACUGUUAUCGUCAUCGUUAUCGUCACCGUUAACGUCACUGUGACUGUCACCAUCACCGUUAGCGUCACUAUUAUCGUCACCAUCACCGUCACCAUUACCCUGAUCAUGAUCGUUACCAUCAUUGUUACCAUCAUCUUUACGGUAACUGUUACUAUUACCUUUACCGUUAUCAUAACCAUUACUGUCACCCUUACCGUUACCAUCACCGUUAUCAUCACUGUUAUCGUCACCGUUAUCGUAACUGUAAUGAUCACCGUUACCGUGACUUUCAACUUAAUCGUCACUAUCACCGUUACCGUUACUAUUACCAUUACGAUCACUAUCACCGUUAUUGUUAUCGUCACCGUCACUGUUAUUGUUACUGUCAUUGUCAUCGUUAUUGCUACCGUUAUCGUCACCAUAACCGUUACCGUGACCAUUACCAAGACAGUUACCAUUAUUGUUACUGUGAUUGUCACCAUUACCGUUAGCGUCACCAUUACUGUUACCGUCACCGUGACCAUCAUCAUGACCGUCACUGUUAUCGUCAUCGUUAUCGUCACCGUUAACGUCACUGUGACUGUCACCAUCACCGUUAGCAUCACUAUUAUCGUCACCAUCACCGUCACCAUUACCCUGAUCGUGAUCGUUACCAUCAUUGUUACCAUCAUCGUUACGGUAACUAUUACUAUUACCUUUACCGUUAUCAUAACCAUUACUGUCACCCUUACUGUUACCAUCACCGUUAUCAUCACUGUUAUCGUCACCGUUAUAGUAACUGUGAUGAUCACCGUUACCGUGACUUUCAACUUAAUCGUCACCGUUACCAUCACCAUCACCAUCAUCGUCAUCGUUACCAUCAUCAUGACCAUUAUCAUCACCCUUUCCGUUACAAUUACCGUCAUCAUCAGUGUCAUUGUUACCUUUACCGUUACUGUCACCAUUACCAUUAUCGUCACUAUUACCGUCACUCUUACUGUUACUGUCACCAUUAUUGUUACUAUUACCGUUAUUGUCACCAUUAUCGUCACCGUUAUUAUUACUGCCAUUGCUGCCGUUACCUUCACCAUUACUGUUACCGUCACCGUUAUCAUCAUUGUUACCUUUACCGUUACAGUUACCGUCACUAUUACUAUUACUGUUACCAUUACCGGUAUUGUUAUCAUUACUGUUACCAUCCACUAUAUCAUUACCAUUACCAUUACCAUCACCGUCACCUUUACCGUUACCGUUACAGUCACCGUCACUAUCAUCGUCACUGUCACCGUCAUCGUUAACCUUACCGUUGCCAUUACCAUCACAGUAACCAUUAUCGUCACUAUUACCAUCACCUUUACAGUUAUAGUCACUAUUACCACCAUCGUCACCACCACUAUUAUUAUUAUUGUCACAGUCACCAUUACCGUUACCGUCAUCGUAACCAUUACCGUAACCGUCACUGUCACCGUCACCUUUAUCAUCACCAUUUAUGCCAUUGUUGUCAUCUCCGUUACCGUUACAAUUACCAUUAUUGUUAUUGUCACCUUUACCGUGAUCGUUACCGUUAGCAUUACUGUUACCGUCACCAUUAUCGUCACUGUGAUCGUGACUGUUACCAUCACCAUUACUGUAACCGUCACCGUUACGGUCACUGUUACCGUAACUAUUACAAUAAUCGUAAUCAUCACCGUUACCAUCACAAUUAUGUUACUAUUAACGUCACUGUCACCAUUACCAUCACCGUUACCAUAA
Molecule: messenger RNA, 2466 nt
Organism: Vitis riparia (riverbank grape)
Lineage: Eukaryota; Viridiplantae; Streptophyta; Magnoliopsida; Vitales; Vitaceae
Exons: 1
Coding region: 1-2466 (821 amino acids)
Cellular component (GO): membrane
Source: RefSeq, a predicted model, not a curated record